AUGGCGCGCUAUAAGGUGGACACCGCCGCACUCAUAGAAACCCGAUUCUCAAAACAAGUCCAACUCGGGGAGGUGGGUGCCGGCUAUACCUUCUUCUGGAGUGGUCGUCCCAAAGCAGAGCGACGAGACGCGAGUGUCGCCUUCGCUCGGGCGUCGUUGAGAAGGGGCUUCUUCUGGACCAUCGCAGGAGCCCUCAGGUAAGCGAAAGUUGUUCUGUUUCCUUACUUUGCCUGUUACUGCUACAUGUUGUACGCUUCUCUUGCCGACUGCUCCAUGUUUUGUUGCUUGCUUUUACUUUUCCUUACUAAAAGCAAGCUGGCGUUGUGCUGGACUUCGUGCAUUGGUUUGCCCACAGCUGUCUCUGCUUGUCAGCUGCCAGCUCGUCCACGCAUCUUCCAUCCUCUCCCCCCCCCCAAUUCAAAGACCCUGGACAACUGUGGUGGUUCUCUCACUAACGCAAAGCCGUGGCCUUUAGUGGAGUUUAGCGGUCCUAUUUAGGGGGUGCGCUGCCAGCCGUGCGAGGGGAAAGGGAUACAAAUAUGCCCUAAGAAUUGCUGGGAACCACGCUGUCUGUAGGCUAUCCGUUGCCGAAGACAAACAACACGGUCAAAACAGCCGAAACCGAAACAACAACCACUCCCUAUUUUCCUGCUGCAUCUUCUCCUUCAUCUCCUCCUUCUCCUCCCCGUCCCACUUCGUUCCCGAGUCAAUCCGAAGAGCAGCCGACCGGAAGUGAGGACGGCGCUAGUUGCUCGGGAACUGGCGUUCCACAAGGUGGAUAUCGCCGCAUUCAGCGAGACCCCGUUCUACAAAGAAGGUCAACUGGAGGAGGUGGGUGCCGGUCACACCUUCUUCUGGAGUGGUCGGCUCAAGGCGACGAGACCCGGGCGUCACCUUUGGCAUCCGGAAAGACAUCGUGGGACGACUGCACUGUCUGCCGCAGGGCAUCAACGGUCGUCUAAUGAGCCUCCGUCUGCCUCUCUGGAGAGGCAAAUUCGCCACCAUCAUCUGCGUCCACGCUUGCCCAUGACCAUCCCCAACGCCAAAAAGGCCAAAUUCUACGAGAACUUGCACGCCCUCCUGGCAACUAUGUCAAAGGCAGAUAAGAUGAUUGUGCUUGGUAAAAUCAAUGCCCGCGUCGACACAGACAAUGCUGCAUUGAAAGGAAUGCUCUGGUUCUUUUGGUCUCAACGGCUGCAAUGA
Spirometra erinaceieuropaei is the source of this 1203-nucleotide messenger RNA. NCBI's taxonomy places the organism in Eukaryota, Metazoa, Platyhelminthes, Cestoda, Diphyllobothriidea, Diphyllobothriidae. The record is from the annotation of a GenBank genome assembly.